Symbiodinium natans is the source of this 1995-nucleotide messenger RNA. Lineage: Eukaryota; Dinophyceae; Suessiales; Symbiodiniaceae. The record is from the annotation of a GenBank genome assembly.
AUGGCCGUUCUUCGAGCCUCCCAUUUUGCGCAAUGGCUGCUCGUGUUCUCGGUGAUUCCGGCCGCUUAUGCAUGGACACUCGGAUCUGCAGGUCAAACCUGCGACGAUGUGUGCACGACUGCUGGCAAGACGUGCACAGUCUCACAGAUGAGGAGGGUUUCAUCCGAAACUCUGAUGACGUGGGUUUUGACUACAUUUUCCCUGACCCAGUGUGACUUCGACUACUCGCCAGACCUUCCAUUUGUAACGAGCGAGCCCCUACAGAUGCUGCUCUACACACAAGAUGAUUUCUACAUAGGCCGAGCUUGCCUCUCCGACGGCUCGCAGAGUGAAUGUAACGCGAGUGAGACUCACUCGGAGCGUCUCUGCUGCUGCGUCGGGGUUGGCGAGGACCCCGAGGUGGUCUGUGAAGUUCCUACGACCACCACGUCGACCAUCACGCAGACCACGAGCACGUCCUCCACGGCGACAUCCACCAGUCAGACAGUGACGACGUCCACUUCCUCCACUAUGACAACCACGGCGACGUCCACGUCGCUCAGUUCAACCAUGAGCACAACGAGGACGACAACCACCAUAACGACCACGACCGCGACCAUGACGUCCUCGACGGAAACCACCACAUCCUUCUUGACAACAACCUCUACCGUCACCACGCAGACGACGACAAGCGAGACGGUGACGACACAAACCUCCACGUCCUUCACCUUCACGUCAACAACGAUGACGACCACCACUGGAAUGACCACCUCACUCGUCCAACAGGUCUACGCCGGCGACACGGUGCUCAUUGUGAGCGCCAACACUGGCUUCAGCAUCGGCGACAUCAUCCGCAUCACACGUGAUGGGCAGCCCAGGUUCACGGAAUAUGUCGAAAUCACGGCCUUCGGAAGCGCGAGCGUGAGGCGCCUGGCGACCUACGUCACGUUCACGAUCUCCCCGCCGCUUGAGAAUGCCUACGGCCCAGGGGCCAGCAUCGUAAACUACGGGCCUGCGCACUCCUUCACCGGGGGCGACCCUGUCACCUACUUCGGUGGGAAGAGAUGGAAGUUUUGGCUCCCACUGCGCGAAGAGCUGCUCUUGCUGGCCACGCCGGACCUGCGCCUCUACGGAAGCGUCUUCCCAGGACCCCAGGUGGACCAGCAGUGGUUCGACUACUUCAUGGUGGCCCUGCCGGACGACACGCCCAUUGCGACCGUCCGAGUGAAGCCGCACUCCAACCGCACACUCUCGGCCUCGCGGCGCUGCAGCUCUGGGCGCUUUGAGAUGCUGGACAUCGUCCUGGGAAGCCGCGGCAGGCCUCUCAAGGAGAUGCGCAAGAUGGAGUACACGGCAAAGUCUGUUCGAUUCGAGAUCAACUGUCGGAACCAGGCUGCGAGAACGGAGUACCUCUACUUCGAGACUCCGUCCAUCGUCUUCGUCAUCACGUCGAGCCAUGCCGGGGUCGACUUUCGAGACGACCCGCUGUCGAAUUGCUCCCCGAUAGGGCCCCGCCAUGGACCCCAAGCCGAGCUAAGCUGGGCCUACGUCGACCAGGGCCUCUGGCCUCAAGUGGCCGGCGCGCUCAGCACGCACUGGAAGGCGGCCGGGCGCCGCCACAGACUCUCGUGGAACUUGGCGCUUGCCGUGCAGGUGAGCGUGGACCCUGCUCAGCUGUUCGAGGAAAUGGUCUUAGCAAUACUGACCUCAGUUGAAGCUUUAGUAACGAUGAAGACCUCGCUGCCCCUGCCCGUGUGGAAGCUCAAUCGCUUGCCGGUGGUGGUCCAUGUCGUCACUCUGAGCGGCCAUCGCCAAAGGUACAUCUUCCCGGCAAAGUGCACGGUGCAAGACGCCGGCCAAUUUGUGGCGAGCACCUUGGGGCAUCCGGGCUGCUCCGCGAGUUUCUGGGCACCAGGCGGGCGUCGGAUUGAUGACAACCUGAAGGUGCUGGAUCUUGGGAUUCGGUGCUACACGGUUGUCGUCCAGCCGCGUGCCCUAUAUGAUCUGCUGCAGUGA